AUGGCUCGUCGGAUCGUUCGAACGAUCAUCCAACUGAUCCUUCUCUCGGUAACCUUCGUGACAGUUCUAUUCUUUCUCGACACCCGCUACUCUCUCCUCCCCACACAAAUCCACAAUUUAUUGCCGGAACACCACGCUGGACAGGUGAUAACAGAUAUUACAUACGAAUCAUGUCUUCGCGUCAGUCUGUUUAGCUGUCCAAUAGAGGAAGGAUGGGUUCGCAUCGAUAAAGACUUGUUUUUAAGCAGGGGGUGGUUGACACAGGGAUACAUACAAUUCAAACGGAUGAAGGAGGAGGAGUUGAAUGGGGAGAAAGUUGUUGUUGAUAUCAGGAUUAGGAGAUCGGAGCCGGCGGCAAGCGAGGGCGGCGGCGAUGCCAAGUGGGAGUCUCGACCGGGUGAUAUUUGGAUAAAGAGGAGUCCCAAGGUUAUUGAUGAUGCUGUUACGGGCAUUGAUGUUUUGUUUGGACCGGAUGCUGCAGAGGUUAGGCCUGGGUGGGUGUUGCGAGAAGGAAUUUUGGCGAUUGGGGAGUCGCCCAGAAUUACGGUUCGAAAUGGUGCUCCCCCACCCGGCCCCAAGAAACCAGUAUUGAAGUUUAGGAGUGAUCACAAGUUCAAGAUCAUCCAGGUCUCGGACCUGCAUCUUUCUACUGGCGUCGGAGCUUGUCGGGACCCGGAACCAGUGGAAACCACUGAUGGGUGUGAAGCAGAUCCCCGGACCCUUGAGUUCGUGGGCAGAAUUUUAGACGAAGAGAAACCGGACUUUGCUGUGCUCUCCGGUGAUCAGGUCAAUGGAGACACCGCACCGGAUGCACAAACUGCAAUUCUCAAAUUCGCCGAGCUUUUUGUGAAACGAAAGAUUCCGUAUGCCACCAUCUUGGGCAAUCACGAUGACGAAGGAAACCUCAGUAGGGAGGAUAUCAUGAAACUUACCGCAAGCUUGCCAUACUCUCUCAGCGAGGUUGGCCCCGCCCUUGGUGGGCGAGUGCUAGAUAAGAAGGGUCGGGAAGGGAGCGAGGGCGGGGUAGGAAACUAUCACAUUGAAGUUUUAGCACAUAAGGGUGACCAUUCUGCUCUCACUAUCUAUUUCGUAGACACCCACUCCUACUCACCAGACGAAAAGAAGUACCGGGGUUACGAUUGGGUCAAGCCUUCUCAAAUUAUUUGGUUCAGAAAACUUGCAUCGACCCUGAAAGACAAGCACGACCACAACUCCUACAGCUUCGUCCACCUCGACAUGGCCUUCAUUCACAUUCCCCUCCCGGAGUACCGACUAGUUAGCCGCCCCAUAGUAGGUGGUUACAACAAUGCACCACGCGAACCCCCAACCGCCCCAUCCUAUAACUCUGGCUUCAAAAAUGCAUUAGUAGAUGCCGGGGUUAGUGUUGUCAGCGCAGGCCACGACCAUGCCAAUGAGUAUUGUCUACUUGACGGCGGAAAAGAAAGUUUGUGGAUGUGCUAUGCUGGGGGGAGUGGAUUCGGAGGUUAUGGUGGCUGGAACAAGUAUCAGAGACGAGUUCGUUUAUUCGAGAUUAAUGCACCAUUGGAUAGAAUUACUACCUGGAAGAGAGUCGAGAGAGGGCCUGACAGGGAUGAGAGGAUUGACGAACAAAUUCUCGUGGAUGGUGGGAAAGCGGCUCAACCAAAAUAG
This is a messenger RNA of Tuber melanosporum (Perigord truffle), 1650 nucleotides long. RefSeq lists its product as uncharacterized. Lineage: Eukaryota; Fungi; Ascomycota; Pezizomycetes; Pezizales; Tuberaceae. Gene Ontology annotation, molecular function: phosphoprotein phosphatase activity. Bases 1 to 1650 code for a protein of 549 amino acids. The record is from RefSeq and is a predicted model, not a curated record. Gene Ontology annotation, cellular component: cytoplasm. The transcript has 3 exons.